Molecule: messenger RNA, 9861 nt
Organism: Sclerotinia trifoliorum
Lineage: Eukaryota; Fungi; Ascomycota; Leotiomycetes; Helotiales; Sclerotiniaceae
Source: the annotation of a GenBank genome assembly
GAUUCUCCAGGCUACUUCGGAUGACAAGUUACACGUUUUAUCGUGCUUGCUUCUUUAAAAGGUCGUGGCUUGGAAUCUCUCAUCGAUUCUGGAAGACCGUGAUUUCAUCAAAGGAAAAUCGUAGUGCAUGUUUCUGAACCAGAGCAAUUAAUAAAGCAAUUUCCUCUCUAACAUCUCCCAAGAGGUUUCCUCAAACUCUUCAUUCAAAUCAUCUCCGGAAGACUCGAUUGCAAUAUGGCUUCCAAAUCUUCCUUGACAUAUAUCUUCCAUCAUGUUUUUCUCCCUCCAAAGUUGCCCCAUCAGGAAGAUGGCCGAACAGAGCAUGAUGCAGUAUUAACUCAAAUUCUUCGAGCGGAGCUUCAGAACUUCCACGAUUACUCGCUAUCUCACCAAACCCCACAAUUCAAGCGGGUUAUUGAGAUGAUAAAUGGCAUAGUAGUUGAAGAGGAUGACACUACUGCGCCGACUUCGAAGGUGAUCAAAAACCUCGAAACAAUGAAAGCUCAAGGUGAAAAGCUCCCCCCAUUGGAUCUAAUUUACUAACGAAUUAUAGAUAUUUGUGCUAUGCACAUUGAAAAGCAGAAUGCUGGCAUAAUUAUUCGGCGAUUUCCAGCCGAAUACUCCUUUGAGACUUUUGAGUUAUCACCAAAGAAUGAGGACCUAAUGACAACGACUGGGCGACUACGAAGAUACUUUCCAGGUCCAGCAGUGGCCGUUCCUCAAAAUCGUGUUAACGAACGAGCAUUCCAGGAAGCACUCCUUCAUUGUAUCGAAAGUUUAGUGCGAGAGACACCCAUCAUCGUUCACCCGCAAACAACUAAACAAGGCACCACAGAACCUGAAAUCCGAGACACUGUUGACCCGACACUCGUUACAAGUAUGUUGGCUGAAUGUUUGCACGCUGUUGGGCGCCGUGUUGUUGUUCCACGCAUUCAAAAAUGUACCCGUGACGUCGUUCAAUGGAAAGAUUGUCUGGAACCAUGGCGUCGCUCACCUCACUACCUUUUUCUCCGAGUCUGUCUCCAAAUUGGCCUCAUGGAAGGAGAGGGCAAUGAGAAAUCUCAUCUUCAAUAUAAAUCUUUCAUGAUUUUUUUUAUGUGUCAGAUUUUGAAACGCUCACUGCAGGUUCCUAAGCCCAGAGAAAUUGUGUUUAUCAUGUCGAUGAAGAUUCAGCGGCGUUUACUCAAACUUGACUCAGUUAUUGACUCCGAGCUACGAUCCCAAGUCCGUCAAGUGUUAUUAUAUUCGUCAUCCUACUUGAAAAAGAGUAUUCCGGUGCUGUCAACACCAUUGCAUCCCAGAAUUUCUAUCCUUAGACCAGAACAAGACACAGAGCUCAGCAUAAACUUCCUGAGACCUUAUAUUACCAAUUUGUCAAGGCGGUACCAAUCUACACUGAGAUACAAAUCCCUUCCACCUCAAUGCCCUAUCCGGAUGGUUCAAACGAGCAUGGAAAUCUCAAUUGUUGAUACCCCAACUGCUGAUAGUUUGCCUGCCAGUUUAAGCUCAAACCAUAAAGAUAUUCGUUUGUUCCUGGCGGACAUAGAAAUUUGGGUGACGGACCAUCUUCCCAGUUGGCUGAUGCGGUACCAAACAUCUGGACUCAAUUGCACUGCUUUGGCAAAUCUCAUGUCCAUAUACCAGGAGACAUCUGACAAAGUCUAUAAGGAUAUUCCUGAAGAUCAAUCCAUAAAGUUGUUGACGUUGUUAGAUUUGUGGAUCGCAUUAGACAAAUUUGCAUCAUCCCAGGAACCGCUGCUUAAGAACUACCGAUGCGGAUUCAGUUCGGAUUUGUUCGCACCUCUUCUAUUGCCGACAAAGCCGCAAAUGAAGAGAUUAGCAUCCAUAGAAAAAUAUAUUACUGAUAGGAAUGCUGCGUCUCUCGCGAAUAUGCCGUGUAUUUUUUCAAAGAUCAAUACCUCGAAUAGUUUUUCCGUCCGUUACUUUGAUCAGUCAAUCCAGCACCAGCGCCUACGAGAUAAAAUUAUAGCUGACGCCGUUGCUGAACGUAACGAAAAAAGGGCAGAGGUGGAAACCAAACUCCGGGCUUUCGAGGCUUGGAAAGAAGCGGAUCUAUCGUCUGUCUGCAAGAUGAGGGAGAUCACUCGCGGUAAAGGGGCAAACAGUCGUAGAGAACUGGGUCAUAAGGCUAAAAAAUGCCCAAAGUGCAUUGCCAAAGCUUCUGCCCUAAGAGUCACAGUCGCCGUACAUGAGUGGCCCCUCCCGACAUCUGAAUCAGAGAUAAAAUCGAUAGUAUUCGAACUUGACGUGCCGAAGGUCAUUUCAACUUGGCGUGAUAGAACUUACAGUCUUUUGGUCGAUACAUUUUCGCCAACUUCGAAAAAAGAACGGAACGUCGCCUAUUAUUAUUUUGAAAAAAGUUCCUUGAAACGUUAUGUUCAAAAUAGCUACGGAAGGAUUCGACUGGGCUCUCAGACCAAGCCAUUCAUUGUUUCUCAUUAUAAAGAAAAAAAUAUCACCUUAGCUACAACGGAAAAUAUCUUGAAGCCCAGUGGGCUGAAUUUCCUGGUUAUAGAUUAUCGUGAACUUUGGCAAGCCGAAAUCAAAGCCAGUUUUUUAUCACAUCUUAAUGUUCGAAAAUUAUGCACCAUGAAGUUCACUCCAGCGCUCGCAUCGUUACAAGGCUUUUUAGAAAGUACAGAGCAUACUACCAACGAUGUUCUUGCUAAGCAAAUGAAUUGUCCCAAUACAUUGACCUUACACGAAUAUUACCAGAUAGGAUCCCUCAGAUCUGGAUGUCAUCUUCAAUGGAUGAACAUUUUGCGUGAAGUUGAAUCUCGAGUAUUGGACUUCAACCGCGAGGAAAUGUUUCAACUACUUGCGCAGUCUGCUUGGCAGGCGGGUUCUGCGGUUUGUUUGCAGCAAGUUCGAGAUUCACACCAAGACCUUGAUGAUGAAGAUUUCGGAACACAUCUCUUAAUGGCUGUUGAUAAAAUAGUUUCGAGCGUGGAGUCUAAUUGGCAAGGUGGUGGAGCCCUUCGAAUUAUCACAAUGCUUACUACUCGACUGCUUAGCGUCUCUUCUCAUGGGAUUGUCCAAGGAGGCUGUCUCCGACUACUUCAACGUAUUCAGCUUAUUGCCAUUGAGUGGGCCAGGGAUGCUAUCAAUACCCUCCACAACUGCCAAGAAGAAAAUGAGCUUGAAUCAAUCGAAAUUCGUGCCCUUGAGUUAGCAUUGACGUGUAACGGCACUUUUGACGUUGACAUGCAUCACCUGAAAAUUAUGCUGAAGUCCGUCGAAACCCAGGCAAUUUUCGUCGAAAGUUUGAUUACAGUUCACGAUAGGAGCCCUACAUCUGCCGAUAGUCUUAGCAUUGUUACUCAGAUGUGCUUGAGGCGUUUUGAUAGGAUAGCUCAUCGAGCCGAGCGAAUUUUGCGCGAUACUAUUGUCUGUGAGGCGAAAGGGAUCAACACAGCCAUUCAAUUUCUUUGGUCGAGUUAUGAAGCAGGAAGUCGAUGGAUACCGCUUGAAACUCCAAAAGAACGAUGGCUUAAGACAAAAACGGCAGAGGCUAAUGGUCAAGUGUCUGUCUCUGUCGAAUUCAACAUUUUGACUGGGGAGCUACUCAUCAAUGGAUUCCCUCUAGCUCGUCUACCUCGUCAUUACGAGGCUCACGAAACGUAUAAGCGGCUCUUUGGACAGGUUAGUAUUGAUUUCAUGAAUCCCACUUGAUCAGCGAGUCAUUUGUUGGACUAACCUUUCUAUAUAGAAAAUGUUGGAUGUCAUUCCAUCGACUAUGGACGGUAUGACUUUUGAGACUAGGAAAGCCGUGUGCAACCAAGAGGUAUGGUUGCCCAGAUACAUAAUACCACUGAAUACAUCUCAAACAAAUGCUCACUACUUUAGGUUCACUUCAACAUGAUAGAUAAUGAACUAAUUGUUCGAACUCGCAGAAAGGAUGAAUGUUUUGAGGUUAUUCCUAAAUCUGCCUUAACAAAAGAUUUCACGAAUCCUUUCAUAGAGAACUACAUUUUCAUGCGAAAUGACAUCUCUGGAGUGGUGCAAUUGAGACCAAUCAAAGAGCCAUGGAUUUCUCCAGAGAAUGGGUGGCAGAUUACAGUUUCUCCGAAGCAACGUUUCUAUCUAUCCAAUGGAUCGAUGACGGCUGUCGAUAUCCGGAGUCCAUCAGCUGUUGCAAUAUCCGAUAUCUUACAACCAUUGGAGGAUUCAAAACAUUUUACGAUGAUGCACAAUCGAUGCGAUGGGCGAUUGGAGAUACGCCUUCCACGGUUUAACCUUGACUUCUACCAAAUCUUGGGGAGCUCAAGAUUGGCGUCGAAACAAUUUCGUGGAAUGUUCGUGGACGAAAAUCAAAAUAUCGGCACUUUCACUGGCUUGGUCAAUAAACUUGUGCUAUGCAACGAUGACAAAUCAAAGCGAAUCAUCAUCAUCCCCGAUGGAGAAAUUUUCUUUACACCACAUAACGGCCACGUUAGAGUGAACAUCAGCAUAGAAUCUAAUAGUUACUAUGCUUAUCAUGACUACAAAAUUGAUGCUCAACUUGGUCGGUUGAUUGAUAAUGGGAACGUCAGAACUCGUCUAUUCAAAUUGUACCUCCAUGCCUUGACCUCUGACGUUCUUCCCGAUACUCUUACCGGAAGGACUGGUACAGAAGAAGCCCUAGAAGGGUUGUCUUCCGCGGCUGUGUUGUCAUUCUAUACUCUUUCCUCUAGCGAGAUAGAAUUGCUUCUCAAAUUGAGGGAGUUAUCUCCAAAAAUGGUUUACUAUCCAAAACAUAAACAGUCUAUGCAAAAUGCUUCAUGGACAGCAUUGCCGACACUUUCUCAACAUGAAGCAUUUAACAAAAAAGUCGAAAGCAUUUUUACAUAUGCAAAAUCUUUGAUACCGUUUCAGGAUGAGCUGGUUAGGCAACCAGAGAUUCCAGAACCAGAUGUCCGCAGUGACUUUGGCUUGAUUGAUAUGGCCGCAAUCAGAAAUGCUGUCUAUCGUGUGGAUGGUUUUGGAGCAGAGAGGUUUACUGCCAACCAGGAUAAAGAAUACAACUCUCGUGAUGGAAACCGUGAAGCAAAACGUCGAGCUGAUAUCCAUAAUAUUGCAGCACUGGUUGAUUCUUGGCCGCUAAAUCUUAAUGUUUCUAAGGAUUUACAACGAAUCAUGAAAUCGCUACCCAGUCGCAUCCUCGGGCCUGGUACAGAUACGGCGGAUAUUCUUGGCUACAACGAGAAAUGGUUAGAUGCACCCUCAAAAUUUCUGCCUGAUCAUUGGUUCGCGAUUUAUCAAAAGCUGUCAGCCUGCACCGAAAAGCAGGACAAAUACAAGGUCAUGAUUUUCUUGUCAACAAUGGUUUUCUCACAGAAAGCAGAUCAAGAGCUUGUUCACACACUUCUUGCAUUUGCCACCAACCCCGCUUUUCGCCGAAUUCAAAUUCCUAAAUAUCAGUACUUCUUCCUUUCACAGGGUUUCGAGCCAAAUGAGGACAGUCUGGCCGAUGUCUUUGCUUCCAAGAUUAGGAGUUACACUGACACUCCGGCAAGCGAACUUCUUAGAUGCGAGUCUGAGACUGAAUAUAAAGCCAAUAUUCGCCGGAGACAGAUGUACGAUGAGUGUCAAAAACGCGCCAUUCGAACGGGAGUUACCUCUCUUAUUACACAAUGGCCAAACGAGAAGCUUAUUACUUCGACAGAUUCUAACCUCUGUGCAUAUAUAGAUGUUCUCAAGGCGACUGCAGUUGCUCAGAAUCUUUUUUCGGCUUGGUUUCGAAAUUAUGAGUUCAGAAAGUUAAUUCAGCAAGUACAAAUAGUACUUGAUACGGUAUCUCCAAUUGAGCACGCAAGUAAACCAUGGAAUGACUAUGCAAAGCUCAAAAGCAGCUAUAGCCCAAAAUUGACAUAUGUUGCACUCAAGGACCUUUUAAAAAACCAGGCGCCAUUAUUCUUUGACAGCACACAACUCUCCCAUUUUAAAUCACUUCUUAUCCCGACAUCCAAAUCUUCUGUGAAUGAGAAUGAUCAUAGAAAGGUAUCGGAACUCUUAUUCGAGCUUUCUCAUUCCACUUCUGGUAAUUUCGAGGCUGAAUACUGCAAUCAUUUACGACAAAGUCUAGGUGCUUUAAGCCAAAUGCCAUGUCUUCAAUUAGCUCCUUCAUCAACCUACACUCUAGAAACUUCUUUACAUCAUUGUCGGCUACAGGUACAAAGAAUGUACCAUAGAAUUUUAGAGCAACUACUGUCUUCAGUCAGUGCUUUUGGGGCAAGAGAGAGUACGACAAUGCUUCCUCGCCUAUCUAAAAUUAUCAUUCUUUCUCUGAUCGCAGAUUCUCACUCAAUCGAGCUUUCAUUGCAAUGGAAGCGUGCAAUCGUGUGUUUUGGUCUCGCUAUGACCGCCUUACAACGUGCGGAGCGUAUGUUAGCUUGUUCUAAUAAUCAAGCAGAAAUCAACACAGAGCUCUGCAAUCCAGGACACGAAGGGUGGGAUCCAAUAGUACACCCAGAUUGGCUGCUCCUUGAAUUGGAAAAUGAUAUUUUGAUACGCCAGGAACAGGCCAGUAUCAGCAAAGAAAUGAUUGAACCGUCAUCAGGUGCAAAUUCAGUAAUGCAAUUGAACAUGGGACUUGGUAAAUCUUCUGUCAUUGUUCCAAUCGUGGCAUGUGCACUGGCAGACAAGAAAAAACUGUGUCGUGUCGUAGUUCUUCGCGCAUUAUCCAAACAGAUGAUGGAACUGCUAGUAAGAAAGCUUGGCGGUAUGGUUAAUAGGCGCAUAUUCUUCCUCCCUAUCUCACGCGCACUUCAAAUAAAUGUUGAGGAGGCAAAGCAGCUGCGAGAAAUAUACAAAAGUUGCAUGGACUGUGGUGGCGUACUUCUUGUGCAACCGGAGCAUCUACUCUCAUUCGAAUUGAUGGGCCUCGACAUGGCGCUUUCCGGAGAUAAAGAUGCUGAAGCUGGUAAGAUUAUCAAUGAUACCCAAGCAUGGCUGCUUCAAAAUUCACGGGAUAUCCUAGAUGAGAGUGAUGAGAUAUUGAACGUGCGGUUUGAAUUGAUUUAUACUGUUGGUCGGCAAAUGCCUAUCGACUUUGCUCCCGACCGUUGGGUCUUGAUUCAACGAGUAUUGGAGAUAUUAGGUUCCAAAGUUCAAGACCUUGAUCAACAAUACCAAUGUGAUCUAGAGUUAGAGAAGUCACCCGGCAAUGGUUCCUUUGCGCGGUUCCGAGUUUUGCGGCCCACAGUUAGCGAUAUCCUUCUCAAGAGGACAGCAAAAUGUAUUUGUGAUCAAGGGCUUCCUGGCUUGUCUUUUUUCCGCUUCACUAAGAGGGAUAGAGAUCUUCUUUAUAGGUUUAUCACAGAUCCGAAAAUAAAUGAAAAAGAAUUAUCGGGCCUGCAUAAUUCGGUAUUUGCUACUGAAUCGAUCAAGAAGGGUCUGUUACUUCUCAGGGGUCUCUUCGCACAUGGGAUUCUACACUUUGCUUUUUCACAAAAGAGAUGGCGGGUGAAUUUUGGGUUGGACUUGAAGCGAUCGUCUCUGGCAGUUCCAUACGACGGGAAAGAUGUUCCUGCAGCACGCUCCGAGUUCAGCCACCCGGAAACGUCCAUAAUUAUGACUUGCCUUGCUUAUUAUAAUGAAGGCCUAUCGGAAAGUCAAGCAAUGGAAUGCUUCCGAGAGCUUUUGAAAUCAGACAACAGCCAAGGAGAAUACGAGAGGUGGAUGAGAAAUUGCCCCGAUGUGAAAGAGAGAUUCAAGCAUUUAAACGGCGUCAACCUCAGCGACUUCCAUCAAUGGUGUGAAAAUGUGUAUUUGCAUUUGCGUCGUUCCAAAGAAAUGAUCGAUUUUUAUCUUAAUCAUCUCGUUUUUCCAAAGCAGAUGAAGGAAUUUCCCAAGAAGCUUUCUUCAUCUGGUUGGGAUAUUGCCCGGACUAAGAACCAUCCAGUUACUGGUUUCAGCGGAACCAAUGACAGCAAGUAUAUUCUGCCACUAUCUAUACAGCAGCGAGAUCUGGUGGAACAACUUUCUACAAAUGCAGAGGUACUAGCAUGCUUGUUGCGUCCUGAAAAUAAAUUUGAUUCCACCAUCACGGGCGAAGAAUUCAGCGCGGAAGUCCUUAUAAACCUGGCAAUUACGUCGAAGCCUGCAGUCAGAGUCAUCCUAGAUGUGGGUGCACAGGUGUUGGAACUACGAAAUGAGGAAGUUGCAAGUCGAUGGUUGUCACAACUUCCAGCAGUUGAAGUACAAGCAGCCGUAUUUUUCGAUUCUUCAGACGAACUCUGUGUCCUGAAUCGUGAUGGUGCAAUGGAGCCACUCUCCGUCUCACCGUUUGCCAAGCAGAUGGACAGAUGUGUGAUCUAUCUUGACGAAGCUCACACGAGAGGAACAGAUCUAAAACUACCAGCUGAUUAUCGUGCCAUCGUUACACUUGGGCCGGAUUUAAAUAAGGAUAGACUUUCACAAGGUAAGUUCUUCUUUAAAGCUAUAGCUGAGAAUCUCACUGACGACUUUAUAGCAUGUAUGAGAAUGAGAAAGUUGGGAAAAGGCCAAUCUGUAGUAUUCUGUGCGCCGAAAGAUAUACAACGGAAAAUUUUAGAAUGUGGACAAAGGACUGUAUCUCAUGAAAUCGAAGUCAAGGAUGUACUUUUGUGGUGUAUCAAAAACACAUUAGAUCACGUUCGAAAAUGUGUUGUCCCUUGGGCCAUUCAAGGAAAGCGUCAUUAUGAACGACUUACAAUAUUAGGGGAAAACCCCGGCAUUAUUCCCGAGUCUAUACAAGAAGCCGAAUCACAAAGUUUAGAAGAGAGAUAUGGACUUGGUAAAGAGGAAGCGGACGAGCAUUGGCUGGGCAGAAGAACAUCCAACACAGGAAAGCGAUAUAUUAAGAAGCUUGAAAAUAUUCGGCAGAAAUGUAUCGACUUCAAUGCGAAUUCUUUUGCCGGUGCUAGCUUUCACGAGGAACAAGAGCGUGAAUUGCAGCCAGAGAGGGAAAAUGAGGUACAGCCAGAGCAUGCUCCUCGUGUUCACGCUAUUGCACAUAGUUUACACCCUGAUGUCAAAGAGUUGGUUAUGACAGGUAUCAUGAAGCUUAAUAAUACCGCUGCCGGUGGCUUCAUUCCUGCUUUUGAUCUGUUCAGAGUUACUUCUGCAAAGAAACUUUUCGAUAAUUGCAAGUGGCCCGAAAGUCUCUGGAUCACAUUAGACUACGCAAAAACUGUUGAAAUGGCCAAAUCCGAUGAAAAGGACUUUUUCUUACGUCCUGUUCACUGGAUUGUGACAUUCAAGCAGAAGUACGAAACUUGUUGCGUGAUUUUUAGUCCUUUCGAAGUUCAAGAACUACGUCCCUUCAUUGAAGAAUAUAAAAAGGUCACCCUCAGCAUUUACUCUCCACGUCUGAAUCUCUCUUUACGAUCAUUCGAAAACCUAGAUGUCCACACUGUCCCACCAUUAUCAUCAUCGUGGACCAUUCCGCCAUCUAUCAUGCAGCUCAAUCUUUUCGCUGGACAGCUAUAUCUUCGAAGCUACGACGAAUAUAUUCGUCUCUGUCAAUUCCUUGGACUUUGUCAUUAUCUAAUUUUAGAUGAUGUUGAGAUUGCCUGUGAUAAUUUCGUUCCAGUUUCUAGUCGUGCGACUUUUGAUCCCGUUAUGGAGAAGGUGUGUCCUUUUGUGGAAAGUCCGGUGGGCUUUUUACAAAAGGUUUUUGCGUUGAGACGGAAGGGGCAGAGUUUUGAGGAUACGCAUAUGGGUAGGAUUUUGAAUGGAGAAUUGUUGAUGAGGAAGGAUUUUGAUGGUGAGGACUAAUUGAGUGGAAAGGAUUGGAAAGGAUUGGUAGGGUAAGGGUGGUGAGAAAAUUGAGGGAGGUGAUGGGAAUGGUGGUAGUGAUGGAUGGAAGCGAGGGAGUUU